This is a messenger RNA of Topomyia yanbarensis, 1750 nucleotides long. It is a transcript of the gene senju, whose product is annotated as UDP-galactose transporter senju. Bases 334 to 1485 code for a protein of 383 amino acids. The transcript is spliced from 5 exons. Lineage: Eukaryota; Metazoa; Arthropoda; Insecta; Diptera; Culicidae. The record is from RefSeq and is a predicted model, not a curated record. Gene Ontology annotation, biological process: pyrimidine nucleotide-sugar transmembrane transport. Gene Ontology annotation, molecular function: UDP-galactose transmembrane transporter activity. Gene Ontology annotation, cellular component: Golgi membrane.
UGUACUGCAAAGAGACCGAAACUGUUUGUUUUGAUUCGUUGGCAAAUAAAGAAGUUCAGAAAUUAUUUCGUGUCGAAACCAAAAUAUAGUUGAUCCUUACUUGAUAAGUUACUGCGAAAAUGCAAUGAUGAAUUAACGGAAAAAUCUGCUACCAAAGAAUCAAAUUUUGCUUUAAAAGAGCCUUUAGAACCCGCAGUUCAGCAUCACGAAUCAAACUAAAAUAUGUCGCAAAUACGAGCACUCUACAAGCCUAAAGAAAUCUCGAAUAUCACUUGUCGUAUCUAAUAAGCUCGAUUUCAUCAAAAUCAAAAUUAGUUAAGAACUAGCCCCACAAUGACGAAUCCUCGGAUAAACUGGGGAGAAUUGUUUCCGAGCAAAAAGAGUAUCUUUAUUUUCAUCGGUUACAUGUCUCUAUUUGUGAGCCAAGGAAUUUUAGUAACAGCAUCACAACGUGCCGAUAACAGUUACAGUUACAACACUGUGCUUGUCGUAUUACUAACGGAAGUACUGAAGUUGGCCAUUUCAACUACAUUGUAUUGCCGAGAGAAUACUUUUAAAUCACUUGUCGCCAAAGUAGUCGAGGAAAGCGAAGUAUUACUACUGUACUUUGUGCCUGCGUUCAUGUACUGUCUGUACAAUAAUCUUGCCUUCGUGAAUCUUUCCACGUUCGAUCCGACAACUUACUAUUUACUGCUACAGCUUCGUGUUGUCAUCACUGGAGUGCUCUUCCAGGUAAUCUUCAAGAAAUCUCUCAGCCGAAAGCAAUGGUUCUCGUUGUGUCUUCUAACCUUGGGUUGUAUGUUAAAACAAUGGAACUUCUCUCUGCCGUCGUCAGAUGAAUUAACUAAAGAAACGGCAAUUGCUGACGAUAAAAGCACCUUUCACGGGAAAAACAUUUCCGGUUUCGAUCUCAGCUUUAGUGCGAUUUUGAUUUUAGUGCAAACGAUAUGUUCCUGUUUGGCCGGUGUCUACAACGAGUACCUGCUAAAACGUAAAGGUUCCGAUAUCAACAUUUACAUUCAAAAUGUAUUCAUGUACGUUGAUUCGAUUGUCUGCAACCUGUUGAUACUAAUGUUCCGCGGAGAACUUUCCGCCGUCGUUACCCAGAAGCAUCUAACUGAGGUGUUUCGCUUUGAGGUUCUAGUGAUAAUGAUCAACAAUGCCGCGAUCGGGAUAAUAACAAGUUUUUUCCUGAAGUACCUGAACUCAAUCCUGAAGACAUUCGCCAGUGCGUUGGAGCUUAUGUUCACUGCAAUUUUGUGCUAUCUGCUUUUCUCCAUACCGGUGUAUUUGAACACCGCUCUCGCAAUCGUGGUUGUGUCGUACGCAAUCUACUUGUAUUCACUCAACCCGGUGGUCAAUCUUGCCAACAAGUCUGGUGUGAGCAGUUCCAGUGGAGGACAACCGAAACCUAAGGACGAGAGCCGAAUGGCUCUGAUCAGGAAUGAUCGCGACGAUAUCGAGCUUCAAAUGGAAGAAGUUUAGUUACCUCUUAGAACAAGUGCAGUCACCAAAAACAGUCACUGUUAACAUUAUGUUGUAGGUUCGUUUCUGUACUAUUGUGAAUCUUUGUUCCCAUGUAUGAAAUUAACACAAAAAUCAUAUGUUUAGUGAUGUGAAAUAGCAGUGGAAGAGUAUUUACCAGUUAUUUUAAGUUUGUCAUUAUUUUAUAUUUGAAGAAAAUAAAUCAAACCUACUAGAUUUUCGUGAAAUUAGAAGAGACAGCGGAAUUCGAUCUCUCAUCAGACAA